Messenger RNA from Bactrocera tryoni, 977 nucleotides. RefSeq names its product translocation protein SEC62 (gene Trp1). Gene Ontology annotation, cellular component: endoplasmic reticulum; endoplasmic reticulum membrane. The coding region runs from base 153 to 977 and encodes 274 amino acids. Lineage: Eukaryota; Metazoa; Arthropoda; Insecta; Diptera; Tephritidae. Gene Ontology annotation, biological process: post-translational protein targeting to membrane, translocation. The transcript is spliced from 2 exons. The record is from RefSeq and is a predicted model, not a curated record.
GAGCAACGAAGCGACUGGCAACGUGACUUGUCUUCCGGAGGAAAAAAAUUUAAAUAAAAAGAUAGAAAAAAAAACAAGCAACUUUUUUUUCGCGCUAAAUUUUAAGACAAGAAAUAUUAAAAACAAACUCACAAGUUUUUUCAAUUAUAACUAUGGAAGAGGAAACACAUCACCACGAAGAGGAAGAAGAGCAAUAUGUGGAAGAUGAUGGGGAUGAGUACACAGGCCCCGGCGAACAAGAAGUUGAGAAGCCAUCGAAGGAGGAAUUCAAGGUCGCCAAAUGGAUGAAAGCAAACGUCAAAUCAAAGAAAACGAAAUUCCUCAGCCAUAAUGUGCAGUAUUUCAUAUCGAAUAAGGCGCUAGAUGCCUUGCUAAAAUCGAAAUUCGCACAAGGCGAUAACGCGCUCUUCACCACACGUGAACAGGCUAUCGAAUUUUUGGAUGUGAUGUUGGAGCAUAAAUUUUUCCAUCGCGCCAAAAAAGUGCCCGUCUCGUUGGAGGAGAUGCGCGGCAGUGGGGCAACUACAGGUAGCAAAACAACGAAAAACAAAAGUGAUGAAAAAGAGCCACAGCACAAGAAGAAGGAGAAAGAUGAGAAGAAGGAUACCGAGGCUGAAGCCGAAGCCAGCGGUGCCAAUGGCAUGGGUGAUGGCAAUAUAAGUGCUGGUGCCGGCAGUGGUGGUGGCGGUGCAGUUGAGAAGAAAGAGAAGCGCAAGCGAAAAAUACGCUUGGACAUGCAUCAUGAACAGGUUUUCGUUGAUGGUUCAGAGCCGUACAUUUGGAUUUAUGACCCCAUACCAAUACACUACUGGAUUUACGGUCUAAUUUUAUUGCUGGGCGCCAUACUGAUUUGUUUGUUCCCACUCUGGCCACCACUUUUGCGUAAAGGUGUCUACUAUUUGUCUGUGGCGGCGGCUGGAUUCCUCGUACUCAUAUUGACUUUGACAGUAAUACGGCUGAUUGUUUUCAUUUGUUAG